AUAGCCAGACAGACAUAACAAAAACUGAAAACUCCAUAGACCACUAAAAUUCAGUCUCGUUUUAGACUGCGGUCGGUUGUGUUGUGAUCAUUCGUUGUUCAUUCUUCAUUCCUUCGAGCGAGCCGCCCUAGAGCAGCCUAGCUAGAAAAACACCUAUCGGAAGACAAAACCUCUUUUACUUGUCUUUUACUUCGUUUGUUUUUGCGUUUUUAUUGUUUUCGUUGUGUAUAUUAGCAUUGUCGUUGUUAUUAUUGUGUGUGAGAUUCGUUCAAAUAUAAAAAGCAAAAAAAAAAAGUUCGAAAAAGUGCAAAGACCAUCAUAAGAAAAAGGUUAAAGAAGAAAAGAAAUACAACAACAAAAUAUAACUGGUUUUCUAACAGUAGUCCAUUUGUAAAGUACACAAGAAAAAUUAAAGAAAAUUAUAGAAAAAAUAAGAAAAGCCUGGAGUUAAGUUCGUUAAGGCUCCAAAAACAAUUGUACCCAUCGUUAUUGUUGAAAAUUUGUUAUUUUUUAAGUGCUAUACAAUAAAUAAGAGGCAAUUGAAUUCAUUUAAUUGUUGCUGUUGCAAAGUUAAACAAAUACACAUUUAACUAAAGUGCACACUCAUACAUAACACGCACACUUCCAUACCCAUAUAUUCGCGCAAUAGAUAAAUUACUGGUAUAAAAUUGAAAUUAAAGAAAAUUAUCAUCAUUUCCAUCUCUCAACCAUUACGAGAAAAACAAAAACAACAACCAGCGGGCAUACAAAGGCCUCCAACUCAUAAUCAGCCGUGUUUGUGUUGUUCCAAGAUCCAACAAAAGCAACAAAUUACAUACAGCCAUUAUUAAAAAAUUUCCCUAAUUCGCUUCCUCAAGACGCAUUAUGGAGAAGACGGCGAAAAUAUCUCAGUUAAAGUUUUGGAAUAAACAAAACAACAAUGCCAAUAAAGACAAAGACAAAGAAUCGGAAACAACAGAAACUAAAAAUGGUGCUAAUAAGGAAGAUAGCAAGGCAGCCAAACGCAAUUGGUUACACACACCUGAAGCUCUAGUAAAUGGUCAUGUAGUCUAUCUAGUCAAAUUCUUUGGCAAUGUUUCGGUGGAUCAGCCAAAGGGUAUUGAAGUCGUCAAGGACACCAUAAGGAAAUUACAAUUUGCCCAGCAAAUGAAGAAGGCGGAAACAGGAACCCAAGAGAAAUUCAAAAAAGUCGAAAUCACCAUUAGUGUAGAUGGCGUUGCCGUGCAAGAGCCCAGAACGCAAAAGAUUCUGCAUCAGUUUCCCUUGCACAAUAUAUCGUACUGUGCCGAUGAGAAAGGUGUCAAGAAAUUCUUUAGUUUUAUAGCCAAAACGGUUAAAUCACCAGGCGAUAAUAACUCAAAUGGCCGAGGCAGUAGUCCGGAUGGUUCCACACAGUCCUCAUCAGGCGAGGAAACACAUGAAUGUUUUGUAUUCAUAUCAAAUAAAUUGGCCUCGGAUAUAACAUUGACCAUAGGUCAGGCAUUUGAAUUGGCUUUUAGAAAAUAUGUUAACAACACCGAAAAAUCAGAAUUGGGCAAAGCGCAACAACAGAUUGCCGAUUUGGAGAAAACUGUCAGUCUCUACAAGGAUCGCCUGAAAGAUCUUUCACAGAAGCUUAACAAAUCCCAAUUGGAUUCGUAUCUGUUUAAUCAAGGCAUCAAGGAUAUACUCGAAGUACCACCACAGACUAACAUCACCAAUGGAGACUUGCAAUCCUCCACCAAUCUCACCAAUGGCACUAAUGGUCUAUCGAAUCAUGAUGAUAAGACUCUCUUGAUCGAUACCAAUUCAAAUUCAUCGAAUUCUUUAAAAUCGUCUCUGUUCUUACCCGCUGUACCGCCACGCAAUAACAUGUCCAUGUCCAAGUCGGGGACCAAUAACAAUGGCAAUACCCAAAAACUGGAAGAGCUUCUAUUGAAUUCCGACUCAGAUAGUGAUUUUGAUCCUCGAGCUGACGAGUCUACCACCGAUGGCAAUAGCACCGGCAGUGGUGGUAAAAAUCUUACCAAUGAUUUGUUUGGCUUUGAACCCUCCAACUCAUUUGGCCAACAAUUGUUCUACAACAACAAUGAUAAUAAAUUCCUGAAUAACAAUCACAACGGCAACAACAUCCAUAACUCCGGCAUUAUAAGCAAUAACACCAACAACAGUUUCACGGAGUUGACCAUAACACCACCAUUGUUGGCUCCACCACCAAAAAUCUCUGCAUCACGACGCAGCACCUCGGUAACUAAUAGUUCAACUACAACAACAACACCAAAUGCCAUCAACAAUCUUAUGAGCAAUGGCAACAACAAUCUGGCCGAUCUCUUUGGUUCGGAUCCAUUCGAUACAUCGAAUAGUGGCAACCACAGUAUUUUCCCACAGAAAAUUAGCAAAAUGUCUGUAGAUGAUUUCACCUUGGAAAGUUUGGAUCCCUUAAGGAAAUGAUAGGAUAAGUUGAAAAUAAGUUGAAAAACCAACAACAGCAAGCGAACAAUCAAUCAAUCAAGCCCCAAGAAUAAGUAGCCAGUUGUUUUGUAUAAAGGGAUAGAUAAAACAAAAACCAUCACUAAUCUAUUAUACAUAAAAUGUUCAACAUUUUCAAAAGCCCCACCAGCAUAGGGCCUUUUUGAAAUGAUGUAAUAGAUUGAUUCUCUACCAAUUUCUUCGCCUUAAAGUUAAAAUGUUUUAAGAUGUAAGAUUAUAAACUCGUUUUCUAAAUAAUCUAAGUCUGUAUUCAUAAAAAAAACAAAAAAAAAAAAAUACGAAGGUUUAUCAACACAACACAUUCCGCAUGAACUAUGAACUUUUUCAUAAAUGUUAUGAAUUUGGUCUUUUGGUAAUGAUGUACAUGCAUUAAAUGAACAAGUGAUUGAAUGUCAAUAUAAGCUGUGUAUGCGGUUGUUUA
Stomoxys calcitrans (stable fly) is the source of this 2890-nucleotide messenger RNA. It is a transcript of the gene ced-6, whose product is annotated as PTB domain-containing adapter protein ced-6. The record is from RefSeq and is a predicted model, not a curated record. NCBI's taxonomy places the organism in Eukaryota, Metazoa, Arthropoda, Insecta, Diptera, Muscidae. The transcript has 5 exons. Bases 865 to 2430 code for a protein of 521 amino acids.